AUGGCUUCUGACACGAAAACCGACCUGGAUAUACAUUGCUGGUCACAAACCCAAGCCAUUGCCGAAAUUCAGACACUCAGAGUCCAAAAUUCAGAACUGCAGGAACGUUUAAACAGUGCCCUCUUGCAUAUAAUGGACCUCGAGGGAGAAGACGUUGACCAAGUCACAGAUGACGACGUCAAGAAGAGGUUUCAGAGACUCCACAUCGCCAUUGACGACUGGAUUGCAAAGAUCGAAGUUGACUACGGGCGGAAUUCUCGGGACUUUCGAGAAACUUUCCACGGUGAAGAGCAAGAUAAAAUAAUUCAGUUUUUGGGUCUGAAAGAUGGAGCUGGUAACUCGACUUGGGACCGAAAGCUGAAGUGGCUUGGCCAGCUCGACAACUGCAUGAUUGUGGUCCUCUCCCGCCUAAUUUGGUGUCAUUUAUACAAUGAAAUAUUUUGCUUAGAUUACCCCCUCGGGCUUGAUGAUGUCGUGACAAAAGGGUAUGCCCAUAUGAUACAUGCUAUUGAAGCUGAUGGCGAUGGCAAAGAUAUCCAAGAGUCUAUUAACCGAGUUAACAAACGGAGAUCCGAGUCGAUGAACACAUUGGUCUCGACUAAGAAGUUUCAGGAAGACAAAAUUCUGCGUGUGCGAGACUGUCGAGAACGGCUGUACAAGAAACUUUCACAGAAACCAAUUUGUCUGGAAGCUGAAACUCUUACGAAGCACUUUCCUCUUCUUGAGAAAAAAGUACUUUAUCUUGCUGUUGAGCUCAAACAAGCCAUCGCCUGUUCGUCCGCCGUGUAUGACUUUAUAGAACCCCAAGAUUCUUUAGGUCACAUCAUCUCUCGGGGAAGCCAAAUCGAAGAUUCUAUUCUCAAGGAUGUAGCCUCAUGGAGGAACAAAGACGGAGUUGAAGAUAUCAGUGGAGUUUUCUGCUGUCUAUUCCCAGGAGUAUACCGAAAAGAAGCACAGCAAUCAGAGACUCUGUCCGUGAUCAAACCGGUCGUCCUUGUAUACGACAACGAAGCGGAACGACAGCUUCAAGAACUUAGUCAAACUCCCCCUACGAUGAGACCAGCCGAAAACAAAAUAAGCCCAGUUAAGAGCAACAAUCCUUCGAAGCGUGGGUUUCUGGCUCUGCUCCUCUCGAGACCCAAGAACAGAGCAUCUACUGAAGGAUUGAAAAUACAGUCGAUAGAGAAACCAAAUAUUCCUAAACGUGCCCGAACGGAACCUAUUGGUUGUAGUUCCGCUCUUGAUUUGAUCUCGAAACCUCGCAGCACGGCAACGACAAUGACGAGGGCACAUCGUAGACAUCGUCGGCGGUCACUGUCGGUUCGGCAUGACGGAGAACGAUACCGCAGAUAUGUUGGGUUAAACGAGGAAAUGUGCCAUAGUUCGAACAUUGAAGAGGCAGAGGACGAAGAAGAAAUCAUCAGAACUGUCAAGCCUUCCAGGCCACAUGACCAUUAUAUCGUCAUGUCACCCUUGGCCAGAGAUAGGGGCGUGGAUACAAACUCUCGGGAGUCUAUGAAGAAGUCUUACAGCACACAUCAAGGAAAAGGAAACUGA
Talaromyces atroroseus is the source of this 1557-nucleotide messenger RNA. RefSeq lists its product as hypothetical. The coding region runs from base 1 to 1557 and encodes 518 amino acids. Lineage: Eukaryota; Fungi; Ascomycota; Eurotiomycetes; Eurotiales; Trichocomaceae. The record is from RefSeq and is a predicted model, not a curated record. The transcript has 2 exons.